Molecule: messenger RNA, 1449 nt
Organism: Trichoderma reesei QM6a
Lineage: Eukaryota; Fungi; Ascomycota; Sordariomycetes; Hypocreales; Hypocreaceae
Exons: 5
Coding region: 1-1449 (482 amino acids)
Biological process (GO): ubiquitin-dependent protein catabolic process; protein deubiquitination
Cellular component (GO): cytoplasm
Molecular function (GO): cysteine-type deubiquitinase activity
Source: RefSeq, a predicted model, not a curated record
AUGCCUAACAGUGUCCGUCCCAGUCCCCCCAAGGAUGCAGAUGAUGCGCCUUGCGAGAAGCAUCUUCGCCGGUCCUCUCGCCGUGCCGCGUCCAGCAUCGUCGUCAAGGCACCGGAAGCGUUUGUCGAAUCGCCAUCCACGAGCAGCCCAAACGAGCCACGACGGAACCCCAAGCGCAAGGCCGCUGAGGCAGCAACCGAGGCAUUGAAUCUCCCUGACAAUCUGUUGGACGAGGCACUACGGCCGCUCACAGCAGCGGACGUCGAAGAGUGGGAGGGCUGGGUCGAGCUUGAAUCCGAGCCUGCUUUCUUCAACACGAUUCUCCAUCAUCUUGGGGUCAAAGACGUCAAGGUGCAAGAGCUCUUCAGCAUCGACCAGAGCUGGCUAGAUACACUGCUAAAACCGAUAUAUGGCUUGAUAUUCCUGUUCCAGUACACUCCUGAUGUGGACGAAGGCGAAGGCGAAGACGAGACGGGCUCAUUAUGGUUCGCAAAUCAGACUACCAACAAUGCCUGCGCCACAUUCGCCUUGCUCAACAUCGUCAUGAACGCCCAGGGCCUCGAAUUGGGCGACCAGCUCCGCGAAUUCAAGGAAGCAACCAAGAACAUGAACACAGUGCUACGUGGACACGAGAUCAGCAACAACAAAUUCAUGAGGAGCAUCCACAACUCAUUCACCAGGCGCAUGGACCACCUCAACGUUGACCUGUGCUUGGAAAACGCCGUGUCGGACACCAAGUCGAAGAAGGCCAAGACAGGAGGAUCCCGAACCACCAAGAAGGCAAGCAGGAAGAAAAGAGCCGACGAUGAUUAUGGGUUCCACUUCAUUGCCUAUGUCCCUGUCGAUGGCUAUGUUUGGGAGCUGGAUGGGCUUCGGAGCAAGCCACACCGCAUAGGACGCAUCGGGGACGACGAAACCUGCUGGACAAACAUUGCUCGACCCCAAAUCGAGGGCCGUAUACUACAGUACGAGGAGAGUCAAAUAUCCUUCAACCUCCUCGCCUUAUGCCAACGCCCCGUCACCCUCCACACACGUUCCAUCAUCGAAGCAGCCGCAUCAAUAGCCCUCCUCAAGGAGCACCUCAAGCACGACGGCAGUUUCACACACUUGGUCAACAAGCAACCACCGGUCUUGGACGUGGGAAAUCCAGCGGACCUGGCCGAGUUCAAUCUCCGUCCAUCUGACUUUGAGAGUGCAGUAUUGGGGGAGACUGUAAAGGCCAGGAUAUCGCGUGCUGCAUCUGACUCUGAGCAAGCUUGGGCUUUGUAUGAGCAGUUUGUCGUCGACCUCAAGGUCGCAAUUGGGGAAUACAGAGCCGAGAUCAUCUCGCUAGCUGUUGACGAACAACGGGUCAAGGAUCGCAAAAAGGAUUACGGGCAGGCUCUGCACAGAUGGGUGCAGAAACUCGCAGAAAAGGGCGUUCUACAGGAGAUGAUUGAGAAUUCAUAG